UGGCAAGACCGCGAAUUGAGGUGAAAGAGGCGCUGACAAUGCUACGAGAUUUGGAUUAAAUGGAGUCAGAUGGACGGGAGGAACUUGAUGCUGAGAUCGACUAUGAUGAUGAAUGGGGGAAUUCUUCAAUAGAUUCGAUGCUGGCUGCGAUUCUUAUUAUGAGCCUGAUCUGCCUCAGCCUCGGCACAAGAGAGGCGGAACGAUGCCCCACCGUGCAGGUGUCACCAACUCAGAUGGAGGGAGAGGAGAAGGGGAAGGAGGGCACGGUUUGGAUAAAACAGCCAGUGGACAACGCUACAGGUCGAUUAUCAGCACAGAAUGGCACCCCAUUGGAGUCGGGCCCUACACCUUAUCCCAAAGGUAGAAUCGACAGAGCAUUCGACAGCUUUCAUUGUUUAUGUGACAUGGAGAUGUUGCAGCACAUCAAGGACUGUACUGUAGCUGAGGCGCGCCAGGCGAAAGGAGGCAAAACGUGGGACAUAUCUGUGGAUGAGCUGGAAGCGUUCAUUGCGCUCCUGUACGUCCGAGGACUGUACCGCGGAAUGUCCACGCCUUUGGAGAGCUUCUGGAACUAAAAAUAUGGGGUGAUUUUUUUCCGAGAUACCAUGCCACGGAACAGCUUCAGAGAAAUCAUGCGAUACCUGGAAACUGACACAUUUGCCCUGGUAUCAGAAGUUUGGGGCGCGUUUGUACAGAACUGUGUUGCCUCUUACAAGCCAGGAGUUAACAUUGCCGUUGAGGAGCAAUGGUUCCCCGCAAAAGCUAAAUGCAGCUUUACGCAGUACAUCCCCUACAAGCAAGACAAGUGGGGCAUGAAGUUUCGGUUGGCAGCUGACGUCCAUAGCAAGUAUGUGCUGAAUGUCUUUCCAUAUCUGGGGAAAGGUGAGCAGCCUGAAAAUGUGGUGAUGCGACUUGUGGAACCUUACCUUGGUGAGGGGAGAAAUGUCAACACGGACGAUUUCUUCACCUCACUGCCAUUGGCAAAUAAGUUGAUUGACAAAAAUACAAGCUUAGUUGGUGUUAUUGAAGCGAGCCGGGGGCUGCCUCCCUCUGUGAGCAACCAGGCACAGGCAGAGCUGUUCUCCACAACCGUGCUGAAGCACGACAAAGCGACACUUACGGUUUACAGAUGUAAGCCAAGAGAGAACGUCUGUAUCCUGAGUACUAUGCAUCCGACAGUUGCCAUUGGUGGUGACACAAAGAGAAAAACAGAGACGCUGACGCACUACAACAACACAACGGUUGGUGUGGAUAAGAUGGCCAGACAGUUCACGGUGAAAGCAGCUACCCAACGCUGGCCUGUUGCCGUAUUCUACAACCUGCUUGACCUGGCUGCUAUCAACGCGCACGUUUUGUUCACCCUGUGCACUGGUAGGACAAUGCCGAGGAGAGAGUUCAUCAUGCAGCUGGUAUUGGAGCUUCGUGAGAACCACAUUAGGGCCGGGGGCAAGGCAGCAGCGCACGACGUGCCAAAUGACGCACCACCGCUCUCGGAGAAAAACAUACAGUGCCAGGUGCACGGAUAAUGCGUAACAAAAACUGCGACUUCUGCGGGACCUGUAAGCGAUUUGUCUGCGGAAAGUGCUCAUUCAAGAAUAACGAUUUGUCGAAGAUUUGUGUUGACUGUCAUGAUAUGUCACUGUAAGAGAUCCUUCUGCUUAACGGACAAACUGCUGCUAUGCGUAAAGGCACACAUGCCCGAGAGAGGCCACAACGGGGUCAUUAAUGACUGACACCAGUAUAGGCUGUUUAUACGACUGACACUUAUGCUUGUUAUAUUAUUUUAUAAUACCAUUAUUGUUUUACAUUUGCUCAUUGUACACUUUAUUGAGCUGACUUGGCCCAUUUAGCCCUAUUGACAGUGCGUAUUUUGGAUACACCUACAGUGGGGAGAACAAGUAUUUGAUACA
This is a messenger RNA of Coregonus clupeaformis (lake whitefish), 1910 nucleotides long. Its product is annotated as piggyBac transposable element-derived protein 4-like. The record is from RefSeq and is a predicted model, not a curated record. Lineage: Eukaryota; Metazoa; Chordata; Actinopteri; Salmoniformes; Salmonidae. The transcript is spliced from 2 exons. The coding region runs from base 606 to 1526 and encodes 306 amino acids.